Messenger RNA from Zea mays, 553 nucleotides. RefSeq lists its product as uncharacterized. The transcript has a single exon. The coding region runs from base 118 to 291 and encodes 57 amino acids. The record is from RefSeq and is marked validated. NCBI's taxonomy places the organism in Eukaryota, Viridiplantae, Streptophyta, Magnoliopsida, Poales, Poaceae.
ACUCGAGCCAGCCAGCCAGCCAGCCAGCCGCUUGGGCGCCAUCUCUCUAGAGCUUCGUACCCUCGAAGAGAGAUCCGGCGCGGCCCAAUAAACACCCGGCUCACUACAGACUCGCAGAUGGCCGGCCUCAGGAUGAAGUUCGUCGCCGUCGCCGCCAUGGCCGCCGCGCUCGUGGCGUCCGCCGCAGCCGCCGAGGCCCCCGCCCCGGCUCCCGCGUCCGACGCCGCGGCCGCCGUACCCCUCGCCGCGGCCUCCCUCGCCGCCGCCGCCUUCGGCUACCUCUUCUGCUAGAUCCGCGCUGGAUACGUGGUUCCUGCUCCAAAAUAUGAUUCGUCUGGUCUGGCGCGCGUGAGUCCAGCUCGUGUGUCGUGUGUGUCUCUGUGUGAGGUGUCGGCGGGCGUGUGUGUAUGUAUGGAGUCGGCCGCGGCGGCGGCGGCGGAGGAGGUGUGCGCGUGGUGGGUGGUACGUGCUUCGACGCGCCACUGUUUGUCGCGGCGAUCAUGUACUACCCUGCUGCGUUUUCUGGUUAUCAAUGAGAUGAUUUAUUUGAUUC